AUGUCAAAUCAAUCGCCAUCCAAAUCAGACGUGACAAAUUGUUCAGCAACAGACAACAGUGAUCUUGUUGAUUCAGAAUCAAUUAAAGAUUUUGAAUGGACUGUAGGUCUUCAGAAGUGUCUGUUAAUAAAUAUGAGACGUUUGAAGCCUUGUGGAAUUAACAAACACUUAAGUAUAUUUCUUUUAAAAGAAAAACUAAAAAAACAAUACAAUAUUGAUCUACCAAAUGGGGUUAUAUGGGAUUAUUUGGCAACUAAAUGGGAUCUUAAUGCUGCUGAUAUUAUAGAACAUAUCAGUUUUGAUACUAGUAUGAAAGAUUUUAUCUUACCAGAAGAAUUUGACCAGUUAAUUGCUGAAGAAGGAGAAAAAAUUAAAAAACUGGAAAAAAAAAGUCUAAAUGAUGAAGUUAAUAAGAAAAAAUCAUUAAAUUGGAGUGGUAAAACAAGAUCUAAGUCUAAUUCUAUGUCUUCUGUAGACUCAAAGGAAGGUCUCAAUGAGACGAUUCCUUCAACAUUAGAUAGCUCUUCAGUUAAAACAAGCGAAGAGCGUUCUGAUGAUGGUCCAUGUACUAGAAGAUCAUUGCGCACAAAUGACAAACUAGAAAAUAGUAAAUCUGAUGAAAAAAAUAAGUUAAAAGACUUGAAACAACUAAAUAAAAUGAUAUCAAAUCAGUCUAAAGAUAUAGAGAAGAUUGAGACAAUAUCAAGUUUUAGAGGUCGAAAAAGAAAAAGUAGAAAUGUAUCAGAAUCAAGUUUUAGUUCUGAUAAUAGUAAACAGUGUAAGAAUUAUAAAUAUAAUUUUACAGAUUUAACUAUUUCAGAUAGUUCGUCUAGGUCAGUAACUCCAGAAAUGUUGAGAGGUAGAACAUCAAACCGUUCUGUUACACCUGAAACUAUUAGUAGAAAAUCAAACUUGCGCUCUAGUGAUGAAGACCAGAAAUCAAAACUUGCAUUAGAAAAAGCAUGUCUAAAAUUUGGUCAUAACGUUGAUCUGAUUUUACCAGAAGUAAAAAUUGAACGUCUAAAAAAUGAAAAGCAAUUUUCAUCUUCAAUAGAAACAAAGUCCAAAAAUUUGAUACAGAAUAAAAAUGAAGCAAAUAACAAACUUAAAGGUAAAAUACGUAAUAGAGUAACAUCUGAUCUAUUAGUUGUUCAACAAUCUCCAGAAAUACAAUCAUUAGGAAGACGCUCUUGUAGUAACAAAAAUUCAUAAAAUUUAAAAAAGAACAAAUUAAUUCCAUAUGAUUGACGUUUUUAUUAAAUUGUACAUAUAAAUUUAAUUAUAAUUGUUUGAUGUAAUUAACAUUAAUAUCACUAAUAUAAUUUUGUAGUUAUGUAUAGUAUUAACUAUAAAUGUGAAUUUCCUAAUAAAAGCACAAUGUAAAAGAAAAAAAUGUA
Rhopalosiphum padi (bird cherry-oat aphid) is the source of this 1397-nucleotide messenger RNA. RefSeq lists its product as uncharacterized. Gene Ontology annotation, biological process: regulation of transcription by RNA polymerase II. The record is from RefSeq and is a predicted model, not a curated record. Bases 1 to 1212 code for a protein of 403 amino acids. Gene Ontology annotation, cellular component: nucleus; NuA4 histone acetyltransferase complex. The transcript has a single exon. Lineage: Eukaryota; Metazoa; Arthropoda; Insecta; Hemiptera; Aphididae.